Rattus norvegicus (Norway rat) is the source of this 4627-nucleotide messenger RNA. Lineage: Eukaryota; Metazoa; Chordata; Mammalia; Rodentia; Muridae. The record is from RefSeq and is a predicted model, not a curated record.
GCUCAGCAUGCAAACCAGUUGGCCAUCACAUAGGAGAGCAGAUGCUGGCAGGGAAGGCUGUGCUCUAAUUAGCAUGCGUUAAAGGAUUGUCAGUCUUCUUGCUGGUAUCUUCCCCAGGGCUCAGGUGGGUACUUUGAGCUAAAGCUUCUCUCAGUCUGUCUCUGUCUCUGUCUCUGUCUCUGCCUCUGCCUCUGCCUCUGUCUCUGUCUCUGCCUCUGUCGCUGCCUCUGUCUCUGCCUCUGUCUCUGUCUCUGCCUCUGUCUCUGUCUCUGUCUCUGCCUCUGUCUCUGCCUCUGUCUCUGUCUUUCUCUCUCUCCUCUCUUUCUCUCCUCUCUCUCUCUCUCUCUCUCUCUCUCACACACACACACACACACACACACACACACACACACACACAGGGGAGUUUUAUUUUUAGAGUGCCUAUCCUCUAUGCAUAGGAAGCCUAAGGUUAGAUCUCAGCUCUCACUGGACUGGUGACUAGCUGCCACACAGACAAAUCCUUGACAAAUUGUUCAUAAAGAAGCUUCUUGUUGCCCCACCAAAACCUCAGUUUUAACAUAUUAAAAUCUAGAAAUUGACUUCAGGGCCCUUCCAACCCUAGAACACCACAUCUCUCUAUAGGCCACUGGGUUGGUCUUGUGUGGGGAUGUGAUCUCCUUAGGCCAUGUCUUGCCACUCUCAACACUGGGUGAUACCAAUAAGCUCAUCUGUGGUUUGGGGGCAGGAGAGGGCAAAUGUCACUUUAUUAAUGAAGGGGUAGAAUAGCUGGUCUUCAUGAAGGAUGCGGCAGGUACUGGCUGGGUAGGAGAUGCAGGUGGCUGAGAGCAGCAGAGAGGAAAGGCGGCAAACUGGUACCAGGAAGAACCUGGGGGAGAUUUAACUAGAGACACUGAGGUCAAUACAGCACAGAAGUCCACUAGCAAAGGGGUGUGUGUCAUCACUUUGAGAGUGAAAAGCCAGGGAUCCAAAAGAGCUGAGCCUGACCAGUGAGAGCCUUCAGAAUCCAAGAUGGCUGACUAGGCUUCUGAGUGUCUGUAUCAGGCAGAGCCAUGGGGCCCACAGCCAGAAGACUGAAGAAAGGACAGCUUCAAGGAAUGUUUCUGCCUGCAGAUCAGAUGCGAUAUUGGAACCUCAGGGAGAAACUGUGAUUUUAGUCUAUGGGACCAGAGGCUGGGCUGGGUAUAAAGGAAGAGGAAAGAGAGAAGGUAGCAUGGCUGAGAAGUCAUGUUCCAGUCCCAGACGGGGUGAUCAUCCUUAUUUGAUUGUCUGGGGAUAUCCACAAGGUCAGGACCCAUGUCUCACUCCCUGUGGCUAACACCCGGUGGUGUCCUGUUCUCUGGAGUCUGCACUUUGCCAUCCCCAGGAACAGUCAAUGCGCAGACGAAUGAGUGGACGGCUAUAGCCCGACACACAGAGAGAUCAACAGCAGGGCUGGUGAGGAACCCCAGGUUUCCCCCAGACGGUGACUGAGAAUGCAGACUUCCUGAUCAUUCCAUGUUGCCCAAAGCCAGGAGUGCCAGAACUUCCGAACCUCUGGAUGACCUUGGGGCUUGCCUCAUGCUGGAAGCUGAGGCAGCAGCCGGGGCCCAGACUAUCGACCCUCUUCUUCAUUCUUCCCCUCGCCCCCCCAAGGUGCCGAAUCAGAGCUUACAGCAGGUCUCAGAAUACCCACUGACUGACUAGGAAGGGCUGUUCUGUGUCAAUGGAGGAGGAAGCAGGGGAGGAGCCGGGGCUGGGGAGAUCAACAGCCCCCAGAGACUUCCACUUUUAUCACAUGGACCUGUAUGACUCUGAAGAUAGACUGCAGCUCUUCCCAGGAGAAAGCAGCAGAACCCGGAGGGAAGUAACCCAGGCUGAACUGACCAAUGAGCCAAGAGGGGCAGGGGACAGUAAGAAUCUCCAGAAGGAAGUGGACGCGCUUGUCCAUUUAUACGGGCUUGAAGAUGAACAUGAGUUAGGGGGUGAAUUUGUGGAUGAACACAGAUUGGGGACUCUGGGGUAUCCGUACGGGAUGAGGAGGAGGGAUCCAGGCAGGGAGCAGAGAGACUGGGGGCUUAGUGGUGAGGCAGCUGAGGCCGAGGACCUGUGCUACGGAGUUCAAGGCCCUCCUGACCAAUGCCAAGACCUUCGGGAAGCCUACAGGUACACACAUGGCCGCGCCAGCGAGGAAUAUGAAUGCUACGUCAUCCCAGAGGAGGAAGAUGAGGAAGAGCCUGCUGAUGUCUUCUGUGUCACUUGCAAAACUCCAGUGAGAACUGUUGAGAAGGAUUUUGAUAUACACAAGGAACACGAAGUAACCCCAAUCAACAAGGCUCUGGAACACGCCAAGGAUGAAAUUCACAAAAAUAUGUGCAAAUUGGAACAGCAGAUUAUUGAGAUGGAAAAUUUCGCUAGCCACCUGGAAGAAGUGUUCAUCACUGUGGAGGAGAAUUUUGGAAGACAAGAACAAAACUUCGAGUGCCAUUACAACGAGAUCUUGGAAACCCUCGCUCAGAAGUAUGAAGAAAAAAUUCAAGCUCUGGGGGAGAAAAAGAAAGAGAAGCUGGAAGCCCUAUAUGGACAGCUGGUCAGCUGUGGAGAGAACCUCGAUGCCUGCAGAGAGCUGAUGGAAACCAUAGAGGAGAUGUGUCACGAGGAAAAGGUUGACUUCUUAAAGGAUGCAGUGGCUAUGACUGACAGACUGGGGAAAUUCCUGAAGACCAAGACAGACGUGGAACUCUCUGCAAAGCCUGAGUUUGAAGACCAGACCCUGGACUUCUCGGAUGUGGAACAGCUGAUGGACUCCAUCAAUACCGUUCCAGCUCCCUCUGCUCCAGUGAUAAAUCCCCAGGCACCCAACUCAGCAACUGGCUCCUCGGUGCGUGUGUGCUGGAGUUUAUACUCUGAUGACACCGUGGAGAGCUAUCAGCUGUCCUACAGGCCGGUGCAGGACAGCUCACCUGGCAAGGACCAAGCAGAGUUCACCAUGACGGUCAAAGAAACAUAUUGCUCAGUGAAAAAUCUUGAGCCAAAUACCCAGUAUGAGUUUUGGGUCAUAGCUCAAAACAGGACCGGCCCCAGCCCCUCUAGUGAGCACGUAGUGUAUAUGACAGCCCCCUCUCCUCCCUCUAUAAAAACCGAGGCAAUCAGGAGCUGUGAAGAGGCCGUGCUGAUUUGCUGGGAGUCUGGAAACCUGAAUCCCGUGGACUCCUACACAGUGGAGCUAAUCCAGGCAGAGACGCCAGAAGCCUCGGGGGUAACUGAAUCUGUUGUAGGCAUCCCAACCUGUGAAUCCCUGAUACAGCUACAGCCUAGACACAGCUACACGAUCUACGUUCGAGCCCUGAAUGUGGGGGGCACCAGUGCCAGAAGCAAGCCUGCUACAGUACACACCACAGGAAGCUACUUCCAACUGAACAAGGACACCUGCCACCCCUGGCUGACCAUUUCUGAAGACGGGUUUACCGUGGUUCGAAGUGAGAAGAAGAGAAGUUUCAGAAGGGAGCUGCCACCCAGCAAGGCGCAGUUUAGCAGGUGCGUUGCUGUCAUGGGAAAUCUAAUUCCGGUCCGAGGACGCCAUUACUGGGAGGUGGAGGUGGAUGAGCAUUUGGACUACACUGUUGGUGUGGCCUGUGAAGAUGUCCCUAAACAGGAAGACCUGGGAGCAAACCGCUUGUCCUGGUGCAUGAGGCAUACAUUUGCCUCCACAAGGCACCGGUAUGAGUUUCUGCACAAUGGGACAACUCCAGACAUAAGGAUCACAGUUGCUCCAAAGAAGAUCGGCGUCCUGCUAGACUAUGAGGACUCCAAGCUGUCCUUUUUCAACGUGGACAUUGCUCAGCACCUGUACACGUUUAGCUGCCCACUCCACCAAUUUGUGCAUCCCUGCUUUUCCUUGGAAAAGUCUGGAGGCCUAAAGAUCUGCAAUGGCAUAUCAGCGCCAAAGCACGUCACUUUCUUUUAGGCCCUUCUGGUAUUUCUGCUUUUUCCUCUGUCCUGUCCCACAGCUGCCCUCACCUCACCGGCUGAACCUGGUAUUCGAGGUGCCUGUAGCCAGCAGCAGCUCACGUUACUGUCAGAUGUUAUGCCGGAGCCCAUUUCACCCGAUGUGGACUCAUCCUGCGUGCUGGGCCCUGCUGAUGCCAGGGGAGCCUUUAUCAGAACAGCCUGUUAAAUGAGGGCUCCUGUGGAGUCGAAUCCUUGUAGUGUCAAACUGCAGUUUGUGCUCUGUAAAGUAUUUCAAGUCUCCUAAACUUACAGACCCAGGGAGAGUAUCAGGGAAGUCGUGAUGGUGUCAGCAGCCCCUGUACAUGUGUGACAUUUUACUGUUUACCAAGAACAGACUAGGGAAGGCAAGAAACUCUCGACAGAAAAAGAAGUCAGAUGCUCAUCUUGAGGCUGCCGUGGUAGACUGAAUAAGAAUGGUUCCCAAUAGGCUGACACAUGGGUGGGGGAGGGGCUGAGGUGGCACUACUUGAAAAGGAUUAGACCUAUUAGGAGGUGUGGCUUUGUGGAUCAGAAUAUACAUAUGUCUCCUUUCCACUACUGCUCCUGUGACGAGUGCUGCCGUGCUUCCUGCCAUGAUGAUAAUGGGUAAACCUCUGAAACUGUAAGCCAGCCUCCAAUUACAUGUUGUCUUUUUUAAGCA